CUCUGGACCAGUUUCUGCUCUACAAAGAUUUGGAGAAGGCUCUGUUAUCCAGUGAUCUUGAGUCACUGGGUAUGACCACUUAAACAGAACGAGUUGCCUGCCAGAGGAAACUAAUUACUAUUGGAUUUUAUAUGGUGAGAUACAUCUUUGUGAUGGAUUAUAUGUUCAAAUAUGCUCUUUUUCUACAAACUGUAGCAACAAACAGUACCCUGUGUAUGACAGAGAUGCUGACAGUGGAAAGAAAAUCGUCAACUGGCAAUAUCACAUUUAAAAACUGCUUUAAGAAAAUCUGUAGUUCACAUCAGUAAUCCACAGCUGGUAAAGCUUUGUAGUUCGUAAUAAAGGAUUCAGUGUGUUUUUACACAGUGUGUCUGCACUGAUAAUUUAGCACUGGAUUUUCAUACACUGAAAUCAUGGUAUGAUUAUCAGUAGGAAAAACAGAAUAUUAUCUAAAAACUGUGUCAAAAUGACCUCUGAGGAAAUGGCAGCUUCUGUACUUGUGUCUGUGGCACAGGGUAAAAUGAUACCUGCUCAGUCAGCUGGAGAUGAAAAUAGUGAAAAUGCUUUGGACACCAAUGUUAUAAAAAGACAUAUUGCUAAUCAAGGAAGGCAGACUACGCAUACUUUCUCGUACUUACACAGACUUAAAGAAGAACAUCUUCAGGGCUCGCUGCCCAAAAUUUUCUCUUUGGCAAAUGGAGAAGAAAUGACAGAUAACAGGAGUAAUGAAAACUUCUGGGAGAAAAACACAUGCAUGGAGUUUCUUAACAUGAAUUGCAACAUUAUAAAGAAAAAAUACAAGAGCAAUGUUCCGCAUAACAAGUUACAUAAAUCAUGUGAUUCUUUAGCAGAAGAACACACAUGCUUGGAAACUGGAAUUUCUACUUCACAGGAAAGGACCAUGUUUGCUGAAAUUCAGUUGAAGAUGGAUGGACCUUCAGUAGAGAUGAAGUCAAGAAACCAGUCAGUGGUAAAUAAAAGUGGCACCGAUGAUGUUGAUAAUGUAACAGUGUUUCACUUUCGCUAUGCUAGUGAAGGAAAUAUAUCAAAAGCUUUGUGCACACUACACAACAGCUUCAUUUUGGGUGAUUGUUUACAGCAUGUAAAUCUUGGUGAUGAUCACACCAGCGAUUCAACAGCCUGCACUUGUAAAUUAAUGGAAUUGACAAAUGAUUGUGACAAUAAAAAUGGACAACAGUUGUGUGAUAACUGUGACACUUUAAGGGACAAGUAUUUAUGUGUCGAAAGAGCAGCACGAAAAGUUAGAGUGGCGUGCUCAAGUCACAGCUUCUAUGGUGGUAAUUUUACUGGAAAAAUGCCCUCAAAGCCCUUUCUGAGUCAUUUUGAAGAUUGCAGUGAUAACUGUGAAGAAGGGAUGGAGGAGUUUUAUAGAAACAAAAAGGAACGUUCCACUUUACUAAUCAGACGUUUUUGUAAAAAUGAUAAGGAGGUUAAAAAAUCAGUUUAUACGGGAACCAGGGCAAUUGUUAGGACUUUACCUUCAGGGCAUAUUGGAGAUGUUGCUUGGGACUAUGUGGAGCAGAGGAGAAACAAGAGUGACUUAAAGCAUUGUAGGAUUAUCGCAAAACAUGUAACUAUUCAAGCCCUAAGUCAGAAAUUAAAUUCUGAUCUUGUGAAAUCGAUAUGGUGUGAGAUCUACAAUGCAGUGAAGGAGGAAGACGUGGCAGAAGAUACUUUUGAAUAUUCUCUCCAUCCUCUGAGAGAACUUCCAACACUAAAUGCAGAUUGCGGAUGCAAAAAUGUCUCUUUUGUAAAACCCUUUGUAGAAAGUGCUUGCUCUGAAUACCGUGCCACUUUACAAAGGACGUCACUCUCUAACUUUAUCACUGGUGCUCUACUAGAAGCAACUACAUCACUGGGAGCAAGAAAUGGUCUUCUAAACAUCUUUGGAGGGUCAACUGGAAGGACGAUGCUUAAAGAACGUCAACCGUGCACAUCUAUGGCUGGUUCAAAUGUGCUCCCCUCCAGUGUAGCUGGUAUCAGUAAAGAGCUGAUAGAACUUCAGCACCUCAUUCAGUUCCCAGAGGAGGUUGCUAGUAUUCUGACUGAACAGGAACAGGAUCUCUACCGAAAGAUCUUGCCCAUUGACUACCUCUGCUUCUUAACCAGGGAUUUGGGUAAUGCUGAAUGUCAGAGCAAACUUCCAUGCAUUAAAGCUUCCAUAUCUGCAACUAUUCUUUCUUCCCAAAAUGUUGUUGAAGAUCUCGUGACAAGAUUUAAUGAGGUGAGCUCUUGGGUUACGUGGUUGAUCCUUACUGCCGGUUCUAUGGAGGAGAAACGAGAAGUCUUCUCAUAUUUAGUACAUGUGGCAAAAUGCUGCUGGAACAUGGGAAACUACAAUGCUGUAAUGGAAUUCUUGGCAGGGCUUAGGUCUAGAAAAGUUUUAAAAAUGUGGCAGUUCAUGGAUCAAUCUGAUAUUGAAACCAUGCGAAGUCUGAAGGAUGCUAUGGCACAACAUGAAUCAUCCUCUGAAUAUCGGAAAGUGGUAAAUCGUGCUCUGAAUAUUCCAGGCUGUAAAGUAGUUCCUUUCUGUGGUGUAUUUUUAAAGGAGCUUUGUGACGUUUUGGAUGGAGCAGCAAGCCUCAUCAGACUUUGCCCACAGUAUAAUUCCCAGGAUGAAACAUUAGAGUUUGUUUCAGAUUACAGUGGGCAAGAUAAUUUCUUGCAACGAAUAGGCCAAGAUGGUUUAAAUAAUAUGGAAAAAGAAUCAACAGCAAACAGUAUCUUUCAAACCAUUCGGAGUUGUAACCGCAGUUUGGAAUCUGAAGAAGUUGAAGACAAUUUUAGUGAAGGAGGCAAUUCAAGAAAAAACUCUUUGAAGGAUAGAAACCGAUACCAGUUUAUAAUUGGAGAUCUCUCAGAUUCAGAAAAUGACAUAUCUGAGCAGUCAAAAGAGUGGGACACAAAUACAACUGAAGAGCAGCAAAAAGCAUACAGUCAUGGAAUAGAACUCAUUCCCUGGUAUGUGUUAUCAAUCAGAGCUGAUGUCCAUCAGUUCAUGCUACAAGGGGCAACUGUCAUACAUUAUGACCAGGAGAUGCAUCUCUCAGCACGCUGUUUUCUUCAGCUUCAACCUGACAAUAGUACUUUGACAUGGAUAAAACCCACCACAGCUUGCCCUGCAAAUACUAAAGUAAAACUAGGUGCGCUAGGUAGCACUGCUGAGCUUGGUAAAUUUCAGUUUCUUGGCAGUACUGGAUUGAAUGGACUGGUGGAAGGUUUCUUGGAUUUGUUUUCAGCAAAGGCUGUGUACAUGGGGCACUCUGGCAUUGAUAUGCACACUGUGUGUGUUCAAAAUAAACUGUGUAGUAUGUCCCUUGAAGAGAAUGGAGUAACUCUACUAUAUGGACUUCAAACUACUGAUAACAAGUUGCUGCACUUUGUGGCUCCAAAAUAUACUGCCAAAAUGCUGUAUAAUGGAUUGCUAGAAUUAACAAAAGCUGUAAGAAAAAUGAGGAAAUUCCCUGAUCAGAGGUUGCAGUGGCUACGGAAACAGUAUGUCUGCCUUUAUCAGGAGGAUGGCAGGUUUGAAGGCCCAACCUUGGCUCAGGCUGUUGAACUCUUUGGAGGCAGACGCUGGAGUGCAAGGAACACAAGCACAGGGGCCCUGACCAGAAGCACUGAGAAACCCAGUGUGCAGAGAAACAACACUCUGGGAAUAAGCACAGCCAAGAAAAAGAAGAAAGUACUCAUGAGGGGUGAAAGCGGAGAUGCUACUGAUGAUGAGAUGGCAACUCGUAAGACAAAAAGCUAUAAGGAAUAUCGUAAUAGAAGUGGUUCUGACCCUCAAGACAUUGAUGAACAAGAAGAAUCAGAUCAGAAUAUCGUGAUUAAUGCCUCUGCCUCUAACACUCUGCCAUCUAGAAGAGCUCAUUCUCUGACUGCAUCUGGAUCUCCUAGCGUAGCACCUGGGGCAUCUGCACCAAUCAGACCAGUCUCCUCUCCUGUAAUGUCAUCUUCAAGCAAGAGUCAGGCUAGUACUUGGAGCAGUAGUAGCUGGCAUGGCCGAGUCAAAGGAGGAUUGAAGGGGUUUCAGAACUUUAUGGUUUCCGAUAGUAAUAUGAGUUUUGUUGAGUUUGUAGAGCUCUUCAAGUCUUUCAGUGUUCGAAGCCGCAAGGAUCUUAAAGACCUCUUUGAUGUCUAUGCUGUACCCUGCAAUCGAUCAGGUUCUGAUUCUACUCCACUUUAUACUAAUCUGAAAAUUGAUGAGAACACCAGUGGACUCCAGCCUGAUUUAGAUUUAUUGACCAGGAAUGUAUCAGAUCUGGGUUUGUUCAUUAAUAGUAGACAGCAACUAUCAGAGAACCAGAGACAGAUAUCUGAUGCCAUUGCUGCUGCUAGCAUUGUAACUAAUGGUACUGGAGUAGAAAGCACAUCACUGGGAAUAUUUGGAGUGGGCAUCCAGCAACUCAAUGACUUCUUAGUGAAUUGCCAAGGUGAACACUGCACCUACGAUGAAAUCCUCAGUAUUAUCCAGAAAUUUGAACCCAGCGUCAAUAUGUGCCAGCAGGGACUUCUGUCAUUUGAAGGAUUUGCAAGGUUUUUGAUGGAUAAAGACAAUUUUGCCUCAAAAAAUGACGAGUCACAAGAGAAUAUUGAAGAGUUACAGCUACCGCUGUCAUAUUAUUACAUUGAGUCUUCACACAAUACAUACCUCACAGGCCAUCAGCUUAAAGGAGAAUCGUCAGUAGAGCUUUACAGCCAGGUUCUCUUACAAGGCUGUAGGAGUGUGGAAUUAGACUGCUGGGAUGGUGAUGAUGGGAUGCCUAUCAUUUAUCAUGGACAUACACUCACUACAAAGAUCCCUUUUAAGGAUGUAGCUGAAGCUAUUGAUCGCAGUGCCUUUAUCACCUCUGAUAUGCCAAUCAUCAUAUCUAUAGAGAACCACUGUUCAUUGCCUCAGCAACGCAAGAUGGCUGAAAUUUUUAAGAAUGUAUUUGGAGAUAAGCUGGUAACUAAGUUUUUAUUUGAGAGUGACUUCUCUGAUGAUCCUAUGCUCCCUUCACCGGACCAACUGAGAAGAAAAGUGCUGCUGAAAAACAAAAAACUCAAAGCCCAUCAAACUCCAGUGGAUAUUUUAAAACAGAAGGCUCAUCAGCUGGCAUACAUGCAAGCCCAGGCCAGUAAUGGUGGCAAUGCUGGUAAUCCCAUCACUAAUAAUGAAGAGGAGGAGGAUGAAGAGGAUGAAUAUGACUACGACUAUGAAUCUCUCUCUGAUGAUAAUAUUCUGGAAGACCGACCUGAGACUAAAUCAUCCAGUGAUAAACUGCAAUUUGAAUAUAAUGAAGAAACUGCCAAGAGAAUAAAGAAGACCGAUUGCAUUACUUAUAACAAUAAAGGAAAGGUUUAUGACAUGGAACUGGGUGAAGAAUUUUAUCUUCCACAAAAUAAGAAGGAAAGUAGACAGAUAGCACCAGAGCUCUCAGAUCUUGUCAUCUAUUGCCAAGCUGUGAAAUUCCCUGGCCUGUCAACGCUAAAUCCAUCUGGCUCUAGCAGAGGAAAGGAAAGAAAAAGCAGGAAGUCCAUUUUUGGCAACAAUCCGGGCAGACUAAGCCCUGGGGAGCCAGCAACACUUGCCAAAGCAUCUGGAAAAGGUCCUUUUGAGGGUGCCCGGCAAACCUGGGAAGAACUUUGUUCUCCUCCUUUCAACUCUACAACUUCUCUCAGUUCUAUCAUAAGGACACCUAAAUGUUAUCAUAUCUCUUCACUGAAUGAGAAUGCUGCCAAACGUCUGUGCAGACGGUAUUCUCAGAAACUGAUUGAGCAUACCACCUGUCAGCUAUUGAGAACAUAUCCUGCUGCCACACGCAUUGACUCUUCAAACCCCCAUCCCCUUAUAUUCUGGCUCCAUGGAAUACAGCUUGUGGCAGUUAACUAUCAAACUGAUGAUCUCCCUCUGCAUCUUAAUGCAGCGAUGUUUGAGGCGAAUGGUGGCUGUGGGUGUGUUUUGAAACCCCCUGUUCUGUGGGACAAGAACUGUCCAAUGUACCAGCAAUUUUCUCCAUUAGACCGAGAUCUGUAUAAUAUAGAGCCAGCUAUAUAUUCUUUAACAAUUGUGUCUGGACAAAAUGUUUGUCCUAGCAACAGCACAGGAAGUCCAUGCAUUGAAGUUGAUGUACUUGGGAUGUCUUUGGAUAGCUGCCAUUUCCGCACAAAACCCAUUCAUCGCAAUACUCUCAACCCCAUGUGGAAUGAACAGUUUCUGUACCGGGUUCACUUUGAGGAUCUGGUCUUUCUUAGAUUUGCGGUUGUUGAAAACAACAGCUCAGCUAUAACCGCUCAAAGAAUCAUUCCACUAAAGGCUCUAAAAAGAGGGUAUAGACAUCUCCAGCUACGAAACCAACACAAUGAAGCCUUAGAAAUCUCAAGCUUAUUCAUAAACAGUCGGAGGAUGGAAGAAAAUCCCUCUGGGAAUGUUGUGCCUACUUCUUUGUUGUUUAGCACAGAAGAGAAGAACUUCAAUAUGUACAAGGUCACAAUACAUGGAAUUCCAGGCCCUGAACCCUUUACUGUUUUUACUAUAAGUGAAGGGACUACAGCAGCACAGCUUCUUCAUCAAAUUUUGGCUACCACAAAAAGCACUGAAUCACAUGCUCCAGAUUAUUUUCUGAUGGAGGAAAAAUGUUUUAUAUCUAAAGAAAAGACUGAGUGCAGGAAACCACCAUUCCAGAGGGUGAUUGGCCCUGAGGAAGGGCUAGUACAGCUUUUGAAUAGCUGGUUCCCAGAAGAAGGAUAUGUUGGAAGGAUUAUCUUUAAAACCCAAGAGGAAAAUUUGAAUGGGAGAAACAUUUUUCAAGAAGAGAAAGAAGAUGCAAACAUCAGUUCUGAAGACGAUAGUUUCUUUGUUCAAGUGCAUGAUGUUUCCCCAGAGCAGCCUCGCACUGUCAUCAAAGCUCCCCGCUUUAGCACAGCACAGGAUGUCAUACAACAGACUCUUUGCAAAGCCAAGUAUUCCUACAGCAUUCUGAGUAAUCCCAACCCAAAUGACUAUGUCCUCUUGGAGGAGGUGACAAAAGAGCUAGCGAACAAAAAGUCAACAUCUAAGCCAUCACAGAGAAUUCUCUCUGAUCAAGAGUGUGUGUUUCAGGCUCAGAGCAAGUGGAAGGGAGCAGGGAAGUUUAUCCUUAAACUUAAAGAACAAGUUCACGCAGUACGAGAUGAUAAAAGAAAAGGCAUUUCAUUUGCUAGUGAACUUAAGAAAUUAACUAAGUCAAGUAAACAGUAUCGUGGUUUCACAUCAUCACCUUUGCAGAACUCACCAGACAAUACCCAGACUAAAGAUGAAAAAUCUGCAGGCAGUCUGACAUUUAGUGACAAUAUGGAAUAACAUCCAUAAAUGCCAGCAGUAUGUUCUAUGCAGGUAUGACAUGUGUGCUCCUUGUUUCUAAAUCAGACAUACUCUUUGUUGAUUUUUCAAGGUACAAUUUAUAAUUUUUUUUCAAAAGUGUGCUUGGUAAACCCUAGUGAAGUACAACAAGCAGCCAGAAGUUCAUGAAAACUCUCUAUGCUUUUAGGUUAUAACUCUGUACUGGCACAAACCUAUACACAGGCAGUCCUAAAGAUAAAUGCAAAUCUAAAUGCUGUGAAAAUUGCUAGGAACAUAGGAGUUUUACUUCGCCUACUGUGCCCGCAUCGUCCUAGGGUCCAUCACAGCAGGUAACCUGACAAUGGCCAGUCCUUUUUAGAAAGACUCUAACUUGGCUUCAGCAUACACUGUGACAGUGAGUUCCACAGGUAAUGCAGUGUGCUAACUGGUAUUUCCACACAGGCUCUUAAUUAAGAUAUGCCGUCAUUUUGUGUUAUGGGACAGCUGAACUUUACUAAACAUUAAUUUAUAUGCAUUUAAUAUUAUUCAAUUUAAAAAAUAUGAUCUCUUACUCCUCUCUCCAUACAUAAACUGUUUUUAAAUCUCUAUAUAGAAAUACUUGUGGCAGAGCGUCUAAGAAUUUUAUUGUCCCUUUCUGAAUCUUUUAAAUUUCUUCUAGCUUGCUUGAGCUAAAGUGACAAACCCCAAUGCGGAAUUCAGGAUGACAGUGUACCAUCUAUGUACAUGACAGAUGAGUUCCAGACACAUUACUAUUAGCACUGGGCUUACUCUAACUCCAAAAGAUUUUUUCUGAGAGGUACCAGCUAGUUAAGAUGGAA
Molecule: messenger RNA, 8166 nt
Organism: Gopherus evgoodei (Goodes thornscrub tortoise)
Lineage: Eukaryota; Metazoa; Chordata; Testudines; Testudinidae
Gene: PLCE1
Product: phospholipase C epsilon 1
Biological process (GO): phosphatidylinositol-mediated signaling; lipid metabolic process; small GTPase-mediated signal transduction
Molecular function (GO): guanyl-nucleotide exchange factor activity; phosphatidylinositol-4,5-bisphosphate phospholipase C activity
Source: RefSeq, a predicted model, not a curated record